AUGGCACGCACACCCUCGGACGCAACCCGCUUCACAGCCACGGGCCCCUACGCAUCCAGCUCCCCAUCCUUCAACUCCAGCACACCCACCCCAGGCCCCCGUAUAGACUUCGGCAGCGCCCCGACCAACGAAACCGCCCAACAAAAGAUCCAACGUCUCCGCUCUGCCGCCUCCGCCGCCCGCCGAGGGAAAGAAACCACCUUCGACACCGCAAUCCGCGUAGGCCGAAUAUGGGCCGACCGCGCCCACCGCACCACAGCCGUCGGUCUGAUCGGCCUGACGGUCGUAAGCGCUUGUGUCGCGACGGCGGGGAUAACAGACAUGUUACUGCACAACCGACGGAAACGAAACGAUUGGUUGGCCGAGCAGCAAGCGAAGAGCGCGAGGGAUUUGGCGGAGGCGAGGCAGGCGGAGGUGAGGGGGGAGGUGACGGAGGACCAGAUGUUGUUGAUUAAUCGGGAGAGGGCGGCGGUGGAGGCAGCAGAGGUGAAGAGGAAUAGACCCGGGGUGUUCAAGAGGGUCGGGGGGUGGUUGUUUGGGGAUUUGUCAAAGGAGGAGGCUAAGGGGGGCAGGUUGGGUGCGGGUGCGUCUAGUGUUGCUGCGGCGAUUGCUCCGGAGAGUGUGCAGGGUCAGAAGCACGAUAGAAGUGUGUUGCAGGCGGUCGAGGAGAAGGUGGAUGCGAAUAGGAGACAAGGCGAGCGAGUGGAGGAGAAGUUACAUCCCUUCGGCGGACCACUGGAUCGACAAGCCCAAUCGGCAGCCGAUGCGGUGACGGGAAACAGUAGAUCGUGGAUAGAUAGACUGACAGGAAGAUAG
Molecule: messenger RNA, 816 nt
Organism: Recurvomyces mirabilis
Lineage: Eukaryota; Fungi; Ascomycota; Dothideomycetes; Mycosphaerellales; Teratosphaeriaceae
Exons: 1
Coding region: 1-816 (271 amino acids)
Source: RefSeq, a predicted model, not a curated record